This is a messenger RNA of Phodopus roborovskii (desert hamster), 888 nucleotides long. Its product is annotated as vomeronasal type-1 receptor 4-like. The coding region runs from base 1 to 888 and encodes 295 amino acids. The transcript has a single exon. Gene Ontology annotation, molecular function: pheromone receptor activity. Gene Ontology annotation, biological process: G protein-coupled receptor signaling pathway. The record is from RefSeq and is a predicted model, not a curated record. Gene Ontology annotation, cellular component: membrane. NCBI's taxonomy places the organism in Eukaryota, Metazoa, Chordata, Mammalia, Rodentia, Cricetidae.
AUGUCACCCACAGAACUGGCCCUGGGGAUAUUCUUCAUGACCCAGACAGCACUGGGAAUGCUGGGUAAUUCAGCCUUGCUUUGCUGUUUUAUCGUUGGUGAAUUCUCUAGGAUCAGACCCAGGCCUACAGACCUGAUUGUCAAACACCUGACUGGGGCUAACUUCCUGGUUCUUCUCUGUAAAGGGAUCCCACAGACAAUGGCUGCUUUUGGUCAGACACAGUUUCUUGAUAACAGUGCAUGUAAACUUCUUUUUUAUUUUCAUAGAGUGGUCAGAGGAGUGUCCCUUGGUUCCACAUCACUCUUAACUUUCUUCCAGGCCAUCAUGGUCACUCCAAGGAAUGUCAAGAACAUAUAUUUCAAAUCCAGAGCCCCCAAUAUCAUUGGACCUUCUGUCAGCCUAUGCUGGUUCUGUCAACUGAUGGUAAAUGGCUUCAUUCCUGUGUUCAUUAUAGACAUGCACAAUGGAAGAAACUGCACAGGCAUUAGAGAUUUUCUAUACUGUGCUGUGGCCAAAUCUCAAAAUGUAAAGCCUAACAUAUAUGCUAUCUUAUUGAGCUCUUUUGAUGUCAUGUUUUUGGGAAUCAUGAUUUGGGCCAGUGGAUCCAUGGUGCUUUUUCUGCUUAAGCACAAGCAGAGGGUCCAAAACAUUCACAGAGUUCAUUGUCUUAUGUCAUCUCCUGAGAUCAGAGCCACCCAAACCAUUCUUGUCAUGGUGAGCAGUUUUGUGUUCUUUUAUACAACAUCUGGCAUCUUAACCCUGUGUUUAACCUUUGUCAAUGGACCCACUAGGUGGCUGGUCAAUGCCAGUGUGGCCACUGCUGCGUGCUUUCCAGCAUUGUGCCCUUUUCUUCUCAUCAGACACUACACAUCAGUUUCCUGCCUCUGA